AUGGACCAUCAUGGACCCGGCCGAAGCCAGGCGAAUCUCCUUCCGUUUCUUUUGCACAACCUCGACACGGGCGAAACCACCAUCCUCGAAGAGGAGUGGAAUACGUACUUGGUCGAGCGUGGCGCUCCGCCCAACUCGACAUUGGGGCAUAACCCUGAAUGCAAGCUGGAGGCAGCGACCGCGGCUGUCGCUAUGCACAAGGCCGAAGGCGCCGCUGCUCUCAGUGGCAGCCACUGGCUGGAAGGGCGACAACGUGAGGCCCUUCGUGCACUGGGAAAGGUUUGA
Molecule: messenger RNA, 285 nt
Organism: Cladocopium goreaui
Lineage: Eukaryota; Dinophyceae; Suessiales; Symbiodiniaceae
Source: the annotation of a GenBank genome assembly